Molecule: messenger RNA, 4947 nt
Organism: Linum trigynum
Lineage: Eukaryota; Viridiplantae; Streptophyta; Magnoliopsida; Malpighiales; Linaceae
Source: the annotation of a GenBank genome assembly
CUAGAGUCUCUUCCCAUUUGCUGCCGUUACCGUCGGCACUAAAACCCUAAUUUCACUUUCCCCAUUGCUCGAGUAAAAACCUUAAACCCAAAUCUCCCGGCCGCCCCUAUCACAUUUCAGAAUCACAUCGCAUAUGCAACUUCAGCAAUGGCGAUAAAGAAGUCGAAGAAGUCCACCGACGGCGACACCAAUAAGUCCAGCGAUGCAGACCUCCUGAAAUCUGAAGUCGCUUCUUUCGCUUCCUCGCUCGGCCUCGCUUCUUCCGCUCCCUCCUCUUCCUCCGGCUUCAACGAUGUCGAUUUUCGGAAACCCGCCCAUCCCAAACCAGCUCAGAAGACCUCCAAACCGAAUGUUCGAUCGGAUAAAAGCAAAACUCCCCAGAACCAGGAGAAGAAUUCCAAAAACGAGAAACCCGCCGGAGCCCAGUUUAAAGCCAAACCAAAACCUCCUGUUCUGACGCUGGACGACGCAAACAAUACCAGAGCAACAUCGGUUGAGAAGUACAAGAACCUCCCCAAGCUGCCACUGAUAAAGGCAAAUGCAGUGGGUGUGUGGCACGUGGAUGCUGCGGAAUUGGAGGUGAAAGUGCUGGGAGAGGCUAACAAGAAGGUGGAAGUCAAGAUGAGCGUGGAGGAAUGGAAAAUGUUUGUGGAGAAGAAGAGGGAGGUUGGGGAGAGGUUGAUGUGGCAGUAUGCACAAGACUAUGAACAGAGUAGAGGGCAGAAUGCUGAUAUUAAGAUGCUUGUCACUACUCAGAGGUCUGGUACUGCUGCUGAUAAGGUCUCCGCCUUUUCUGUCCUCAUUGGAGAUAAUCCCAUGGCUAAUCUGCGUUCUCUCGAUGCACUUGUUGGAAUGGUGGCAUCAAAAGUGGGGAAGCGUCAUGCGUUGUCAGGUUUCGAAGCAUUGAAAGAACUUUUUGUUGAAAGUUUGCUUCCUGAUCGUAAGCUGAAGACACUCUUGCAGAGGCCUCUUAAUGAUCUUCCCGAGACAAAAGAUGGUUAUUCCCUUCUUCUCUUUUGGUAUUGGGAGGAUUGCCUAAAACAGAGGUAUGAACGUUUUGUUCUGGCCCUUGAGGAUGCAUCCAGAGAUAUGCUACCCAUACUAAAAGACAAGGCUUUGAAGAGCAUGUAUAUGCUGUUGAAGAGCAAAUCAGAGCAGGAGCGCAGAUUGCUCUCAUCCUUAGUGAAUAAACUAGGUGAUCCUCAAACUAAGGGUGCAUCAAAUGCGGAGUAUUAUUUGACAAAUUUGCUCUCUGAUCACCCCAGUAUGAAGGCUGUAGUCAUUGACGAAGUGGACUCCUUCCUCUUUCGCCCUCACUUGGGCAUGCGAGCCAAAUACUAUGCCGUCAACUUUUUGAGCCAAAUUCGACUAAGCAAUAGAGGAGAUGGACCGAAGGUUGCAAAGCGUUUGAUAGAUGUGUACUUUGCAUUAUUCAAGGUGUUGAUCACUGAGGCAGGUGUUAGUCAGAAAACGGAUAAAGACAGCAAAAUUGAAGAUAAGAGUACUUCUGGUCCUUCUAGGGAAGGGAAAGUUAAAGCUUCACAAGAAUCUCAUAUUGAGAUGGAUUCACGGCUUCUUUCAGCUCUUUUAGUGGGGGUCAAUAGGGCGUUUCCUUAUGUUUCAAGUAACGAGGCUGAUGAUAUCGUAGAGGGCCAGACACCAAUGCUCUUCCAGCUGGUUCACUCCCAAAACUUCAAUGUAGGAGUUCAAGCCUUAAUGCUCCUUGAUAAAAUCUCUUCCAAGAAUCAGAUUGUUAGUGAUCGUUUCUACCGUUCCUUGUAUGCUAAGCUUCUACUUCCAACUUCCAUGAAUUCCUCCAAGGUGGAAAUGUUUAUUGGCCUAAUCCUCAGAGCCAUGAAAAAUGAUGUGAACUUGAAGCGCGUCUCCGCAUUCGCAAAGCGCCUGUUGCAGGUUGCUAUGCAUCAGCCACCUCAAUACGCUUGUGGAUGCCUGUUUCUACUCUCUGAAGCUCUCAAAGCGAGACCCCCUCUAUGGAAUAUGGUGCUUCAGAACGAGGCCGUGGAUGAAGAAGAUGAGCAUUUUGAGGAUGUCGUUGAGGAAAACGACAAGAAAGAUCCUACUGAUCUCCCUACAAUGGAUGAAAGUAUUGAGAAGGAAGACCAUGAGCAUGAAUCUGACUCUUCUUCCGAAGAUGAAGAAGAAGGUAAGACUGUCGCCUCAAGUUCUGACGACGACGAUGAUGAUGAUUCAGACGAUGAUGCUGGUCAACUGCUAAGAGUAGAUCAUUCAGAAAAAGUACAAUCGGAACCGGAACCUAACAAGGAUGAUUUAAAAGCUGAUACUAUACUGGCUAGAGCUCCCUUGCCAGGGGGUUACGACCCUCGCCACAGAGAGCCAUCUUACUGCAAUGCUGACCGUGCCAGCUGGUGGGAGCUUCGAGUACUCGCUACCCAUGCCCACCCUUCAGUAGCCACCAUGGCUGGAACGCUUCUCUCUGGCGCCAACAUAGUCUACAACGGAAACCCUCUAAACGACCUGUCGCCGAGUGCUUUCCUCGACAAGUUCAUGGAGAAGAAACCGAAGCAGAAGGAAUGGCACGGCGGCUCCCAAAUCGAACCCUCCAAGAAGCUCGACAUGGACAAUAACCUGAUCGGGCCGGAGAUUCUGUCCCUGGCGGAGGAAGACGUUGCUCCCGAAGACGUGGUGUUCCACAAAUUCUACGCCAACAAAGCCAACAGUACGAACCCCAAGAAGCAAAAGAAGAAGAAGAAAAAGACCUCUGCGGAAGAGGACGCCGAGGAUCUGUUCGACGCGGGAGAUGGCGGCGCUGAUGAUGACGUGGCCGGAGGCGACGAGAGCGACAACGAAGAGAUUGAGGAGCUGCUGGACGCUACAUUGGAUCAAGACGACAGCGGUGAGUAUGACUACGAUGAUCUGGACCAAGUCGCCGGUGAGGAUGAUGAUGAGUUGGUGGGUGACGUUAGCGAUGUUGACAUGGAAGCCCUGUCGGAUGUCGCCGAGGGAAAAGACGAUAGCGACAUUGAGGUCGGAGACGCUGAUUACGGCGAUGAGGAUGAAGAGGAGGCCGUUGAUACGAAGAAAAGACGACGGCCAGGGAAGAUCGGCGGUGGUAAGGGUGCUUCCCCGUUUGCGAGUAUUGAAGAGUACGAACAUUUGCUGAGAGAUGAAGACGAUUAUGGAACUCCCAAGAAGGAGAAGAAGAUGUCCGGCAAGAAGCCAAAAUCGCGGAAGAAGAAGCAGAAAACUACAACUGACUGAUUGAUUUCAAACAUUUAUGAUACAUUACAGAUGCAUUGUACACCUUAAUUUAAGCUCUUGAACAUUUGAGCGGAAAACAGAGGAACAAGCUGAGCUACUGGUUGCUAGAACAACUACUACUAUGGUGCAGGCGUGCAGCUACAUAACAUUGGUGAUCAGUUUCAGGAGAAUGCCACUCCACUGUGAAGUUCAUUGCAGUAAGUGUUAUUCCAACACUUGUAAUGACAACUAAUAGAAAAAGAAGAGAUUAUAGGUACAAUAUGUAACUGGUUCCACUAUGAAGUUUUAUCAAACAUGUCAUACACUAUUUUUUAACAUCAAACAUGUUCAUGUACUUUGGAAAAAUGAUCAAGUAUGCACACUCUAUAACAUCGCGAUGAUCUAACAAUCAAACAUUGAUCUCGUGUUUACAUGUAUAGUAGCAUCCAACUAAACAAGCGUAAAAAGAUUUAAAAAAUAAACACUAUCUUGGUCUAAUAAUAGCUCAUUGAUGAAAUAGUUAGAAUAAUCAUAUGAAAUCAAGUAGAAUUUGAUAGAAGAAGAAAAUGUAUCAAAUAUAUUAUAGAUAGAGAGUCUUAUCAGAAAUACCCGACACUUAGACUUUGCUUGUCCCCAAGUAAACACAACCCACAAUCAUACAACUCAAUGAACACUAAGAAGCAUCAAUCAUCAAUCGAACCUAAUCUUACGUGGUAAAUCAAAAGUGAACUAUUCGGUUUAAUAAUAUUCAAGUAUUAUUAAAUUAUUUAUCAGAUCUAUCCAAUAUUUUUCUAUAAGCAUGUGCAUCAAUCAAUAAACAAGAUUACAUAAACUUUAUCUCGAAAUACCCUACCAUUCUUCUCCCCUUUCCUCCCAAUUUCUUCCUCAAAUUGCUAGUUCUCCUUCUAAACCUCUAAAUUCCUAAUUCAAUUCGAUUCUCAAUUAUCAUAACCCCACCCGAAAACAAACAAGAUCAUUGGAUUCCUAUCAUCUUUCCACUUCAAUUUCUGGCUUUCCCAUUAAUAACGGAUAAACAUUCCUGAAAGCCAACUGUAGUGUACGUGUGCCAAAUUGCAAUGGAGAUCCCAAACGCACUACCGUACUAUCAGCCUAAGUCUUAUUAGCUGGUUGGCACCAAAACAACGGGCCUCAGGCCUGGCCUCCCAAUCCAUAAGCCAUCCGGGCCCCCAUCGUCUGGGCCCACUCUUCACAUCCUUUUUAUACUUAUUAUUAUUAAAAAAGCAAAACCGUAAAAAGCAAACAAAAAAUUAGGGCUGGGCAUGCGGGCUGGUCACCUGCUGGGUUUGGGUCGAUCCGUUUGCAUUUUAUCCGAAUUUCGUUAUGUGGAUGGGUAUGUGGGUGAUUGUCGGAUUGUGCUGGGAGGCAUUCAUUGGGUGGCGGGUGAGUUGUGGGCGGGUGUGCGGGUGACCCGCUCAACUCAACAACAAAAAGAACAAAGUCGUUGGCGCUGGAGAGUGGAGAGAUAUUUCGAAUUCAGCUGGAUGAUUGAUUUAGAGACGUUGACGGAUACUAGGGCUACUCCUAGAUUGAAUCUCAAAGCCAAUCUUCCAAAAUUUGACUUCCCUCUUCUUCCCUUUGUUUUUUCCUCAGAUUCUUGUGCCCAAAUUACCUCUCUUUCCUCCAUUGAAUUAUUUUUCUUAGUUUCUUGCACCCGAUAAUCAUCUCCAUCAAUAGGAAACUCCUCCAUAAUAGAAUUCUAUCCAUUUU